Molecule: messenger RNA, 531 nt
Organism: Lachancea nothofagi CBS 11611
Lineage: Eukaryota; Fungi; Ascomycota; Saccharomycetes; Saccharomycetales; Saccharomycetaceae
Source: the annotation of a GenBank genome assembly
AUGUCUAACUACGAUGAAAGAGAUAAAUGUCAUUUCUACUAUAAGAUUGGUGCCUGCCGUCACGGAGAUCGUUGUUCUAAGAAACACAUUCGCCCUGUUAUUUCCGCCACCGUUUUGGUACCAAACAUGUAUCGUAAACCAACUUCAGAUGAUCCACAAGAGAUACAAGAGGACUUUAAUGCAUUUUUCGAAGACGUCUACAUGGAAGGAGCUCGUUUCGGCGAGCUUCAAGCAAUGGUGGUGUGUGAAAACAAAAAUGACCAUUUGAACGGUAAUGUGUAUCUCAAAUUUGCGACGCCAAAAGAGGCACACGCCGUUAAGGAUAGCUUCAACACUCGCUGGUACAACGAAAGGCCACUGUAUUGUGAGUUUUCGCACGUAUCCGAUUUUCGGGACGCAAUCUGCCGGAAACACGAUAUGCAAUCUUGCGAAAGAGGUGAUGAAUGUAACUUCAUGCAUGUACAGCGGCCUAGCCAGGGCUUCCUUAAAGACCUAGAAAGUGCCCAAUGGAGACAGAAACAAAUGAACUAG